Saccoglossus kowalevskii is the source of this 655-nucleotide messenger RNA. Its product is annotated as serine/threonine-protein kinase RIO2-like. Gene Ontology annotation, biological process: protein phosphorylation; maturation of SSU-rRNA. Gene Ontology annotation, molecular function: protein serine/threonine kinase activity; ATP binding. The record is from RefSeq and is a predicted model, not a curated record. Gene Ontology annotation, cellular component: cytosol; preribosome, small subunit precursor; nucleus. Lineage: Eukaryota; Metazoa; Hemichordata; Enteropneusta; Harrimaniidae.
GUUCAAAAGAAGAUCGUGUGAAUAUUGUGUCUGAAUUAUACUGAAAUAUACUUCUUUAUAUGCCACAAUGGGGCGACUAAAUGUAACUAUGUUGAGAUAUCUGUCCAGGGAAGAUUUUAGAGUGUUGACAGCGCUUGAAAUGGGAAUGAAGAACCAUGAGAUUGUCCCCACCCCACUGAUUGCAAAUAUCGCUAACUUGAAGCAUGGUGGAUGUCAUAAAAUUCUCAAAGAACUUGUUCGCAGUAAACUAAUCAUGUAUGAAAGUGGAAAAAAUGCUGGAUACAGACUUACUUAUCCAGGGUAUGAUUACUUAGCAUUAAAAACAUUAUCAUCAAGGGAUGUGAUUGGUUCCAUUGGAAACCAGAUUGGCACAGGUAAAGAAUCAGAUGUAUACAUUGUUGCCAAUGACGACGGCCAGCAGCUGGUGAUGAAACUCCAGAGACUUGGUCGUACUUCAUUUCGUAAAAUAAAAGAAAAGAGAGAUUAUCAUAGACAUCGUAAAAAUGCCUCUUGGCUGUACUUAUCAAGACUAGCUGCAAUGAAGGAGUUUGCUUUUAUGAAGGCACUUCAUGAGAAUGGUUUUCCUGUUCCUAAGCCAGUAGAUUACAAUCGCCAUUGUGUGAUAAUGGAACUAGUAGAUGGUUAUCCACUGUAG